AUGGAGCUUUUGAUGGAAUCCUUCCCUUCUGGCGAUGCAAGUCCGUGGUCCGUCGACAGCAAUACCGUCAAUGUGCUGCAAGGUCGAGGGUAUUUCUCUCUGCUGGGCCAUGUCCGUCGAAAGCCCGCCCGGGCAGACGCCGAGCGAAGUGAUUCCAAAUCCUGCUCGGACAAGCUCGCUGUCAAACAAGUCACCAGUAUCUUGUCCUAUCCGGCUGACCUGUUCGUAGAGAAGACUCCGAAUGCGUACAUCAAAAGGUUCGUGGUCUAUGCUGAUCAGUUCAAUCCCGUAAGUUACCAACGUGCAUUUGGGCGCGAAGGACGCUUGUCGCCGCUGAAGGAUGCUGGGGUUUUCUUCACCAUUGAACCUCUACGUCCAGACUUUGCUCGUUUCGCAUUCGAGAGGCGAAAGCAAAGUUCUGCCGGUUCGAUACAAGUGAAAUCCAAGACAAGCAACAUCUCAGCACUGUGGGUGCUUGCCGUCGGCACCCUGCGGUCAACUGUGGUUGAAGUUCUCAUCAACGGCGUGAAGCAAGGCUACAAACAAUGGGACGCGAGGUCUGCCAAGGCAAGCAUUGUCUCCAGAAGGGAGCUAUGGAUCACUGGUCUGAGGAUCCUCAGACUUCUCGAGAAUCUUGACAUUCCCAAUAUUCCAGGUGGCGAACCUCGGCAGGGGAACAUCAGCUGGUUUAAAAUGAUACGGAGCACACUUUCCGCAAGCACAUACGAUGAGGCCAAAUCGUCAGCUCCGAGGCAUUCUCACAAUAAAUGCAAGAAGCACGUCACCGAUAUCCUGGAUAACUGGACCAAGAACACUGGCGACAGUAACUGGAGCUGGAGCCAUCCUGACUGGCUGACUCACCUAGACCCAGAUCGCGAAUGCUCCCUCAAAACUUCACAGUCUCUGUUCAAAAGCGGCAACCAGGGCUAG
Messenger RNA from Fonsecaea erecta, 930 nucleotides. RefSeq lists its product as hypothetical. The transcript has a single exon. The record is from RefSeq and is a predicted model, not a curated record. Gene Ontology annotation, molecular function: tRNA-specific adenosine-37 deaminase activity; RNA binding. Bases 1 to 930 code for a protein of 309 amino acids. NCBI's taxonomy places the organism in Eukaryota, Fungi, Ascomycota, Eurotiomycetes, Chaetothyriales, Herpotrichiellaceae. Gene Ontology annotation, biological process: tRNA wobble adenosine to inosine editing.